AUUUCUCAUUUGAAAACAAAAGAAACAAUGUUUAUUGGAUGAGAACUAAAAUUCAGAAACAAUGUCUGAAUUCAUCACACUUCCUGAUAUAAAAUGUCAAAUCCUCUUAAAAAUAUGCCAUUUAAUUUUAUUGCAUAAAAUAACGUAAAAUGUUAACAUACAUGGAUAGAAGGACUCGAUUGAUAAAUGUUUGAUCCUUAAGGGACUUGAUUGAAAACAUAUCUAGUUUAGCAUAAUUUAGAAUUGAUAGAUUGGGAAAAAUGAGGUUUGUCAAAAUUCAAACACCCCUGCUUCCCUCUAGUCAAAUGCACACUUGGUAGUCUACAAGCUUCCAGUUUUCAUGGAUGAAAUCCAAAUGGGUAAUCCACAAACUGAAUUCCCAUAUUCCCUCAUGGGCGACCUCCUUGACAUCUCCACUCAAAGCAAAAACCUAUCACACCCCAUCUUCAAAGACUUCAUCUUUUCUUCUCAACCAUGUAGAUAUAGGCCACCUCUUGUCCAUUUGUGGAAGAGAAGGUUACCUUCAUUUAGGUUCUUCUCUCCAUGCCUCUAUAAUCAAAACCCACGAAUUCUUUAAUCCCCUAGAACAAAAUGCCUUUGUCAUUUGGAAUUCUCUCCUUUUUAUGUACGCAAAAAAUGGGGUCUUAAUUGAUGCUGCUAAGUUGUUUGAUGAAAUGCCCAGGAGAGAUACUGUGUCUUGGAAUAUAAUGAUUUCUGGGUUUUUAAAAGAUGGGAGUUUUGAUGUAGGCUUUGGGUUCUUUAAACAGAUGCUAAGUUUGGGUUUUUAUAGGCUAGAUCAAGCAACUUUGACCACGAUUUUAUCAGCUUGCGAUAGGCCUGAGCUUGGUUUUGUUAACAAGAUGGUGCAUUGUUUGGCAGUUUUAAAUGGUUUUCAGAGGGAAAUAAGUGUAGGGAAUGCAUUGAUAACAUCUUAUUUUAAAUGUGGUUUUCCUAGUUCAGGAAUGCAGGUUUUUGAUGAGAUGCUUGAAAGGAAUGUUAUUACUUGGACUGCAAUAAUAUCAGGGCUAGUACAAAGUGAAUUAUACAGGGAUAGUUUGAGAUUGUUUGUGGACAUGACUAAUGGAUUGGUAGAACCGAAUUCUUUGACGUAUUUGAGUUCAUUGAUGGCGUGUUCAGGUCUGCAGGCAUUGAGAGAAGGGUGUCAAAUUCAUGGACGUUUAUGGAAAUUGGGUCUUCAAUCAGAUUUCUGUGUUGAAAGUGCGCUAAUGGACAUGUAUUCAAAAUGUGGAAGCAUGGGAGAUGCUUUGCAGAUUUUUGAGUCUGCAGGACAACUUGAUGAGGUUUCCAUGACUAUAAUUCUUGCGGGUUUUGCACAAAAUGGGUUGGAGGAAGAAGCUAUGCAAUUUUUUGUGAAAAUGUUAGAGGCAGGAACUGAGAUUGAUCCCAACAUGGUUUCAGCUGUCCUUGGGGUUUUUGGUGCAGAUACAUCCUUGGGUCUUGGCCAGCAAAUUCACUCAUUAGUUAUCAAACGGAGCUUUGGUUCUAAUCCCUUUGUUGGCAAUGGGCUUAUUAAUAUGUACUCAAAGUGUGGAGAUUUGGAGGAUUCGACCAAAGUCUUCAGUCGAAUGCCUUGCAUGAACUCAAUCUCUUGGAACUCUAUGAUAGCUGCUUUUGCUCGUCAUGGGGAUGGCUCUAGAGCACUGCAGUUAUAUAAAGAGAUGAGAUUGAAAGGUGUAGAGCCAACAGAUGUUACGUUUCUCUCAUUGCUUCAUGCUUGUAGCCAUGUAGGCUUAGUUGAAAAAGGCAUGGAGUUCUUAAAAUCCAUGACUGAAGUUCAUAAGCUUACUCCUAGAAUGGAGCACUAUGCUUGUGUUGUUGACAUGUUAGGCCGAGCAGGGCUUCUUAAUGAAGCUAAGACUUUUAUUGAGGGAUUACCUAUGAAGCCUGACGUGCUUGUUUGGCAGGCAUUGCUAGGAGCUUGUGGCAUUCAUGGAGAUCCUGAAAUGGGGAAAUAUGCAGCUGAGCAGUUAAUUUUAUCAGCACCUGAGAAGCCUUCUCCUUACGUUUUGUUGGCGAAUAUAUAUUCUUCUAAAGGAAGAUGGAAAGAAAGAGCAAAGACUAUUAAGAGAAUGAAAGAAAUGUGUGUUGCCAAAGAAACUGGAAUAAGUUGGAUUGAGAUUGAAAAUAACUUGCACAGCUUUGUUGUCGAAGAUAAAAUGCACCCACAAGCUGAGAUCAUAUAUGGAGUUUUGGCAGAGUUGUUUGGGCACAUGAUAGAUGAAGGUUAUGUGCCAGAUAAGAGAUACAUUCUCUCCUACGUGAAUCAAGAUGAAAAGGGCGUUACAAACCCCAAUAACUGUCACAACUUUCCCUCCAAAACAAUCCCACUUCGUUUAUUCCCUUCUCUUUCAACUUCUUCUAAGUUCAAACCUCAUUGCUUAGGGAGAGCUGAAGAGGAUUCCCCUCUCUCCACUUCUUCAGCUUACACAGUACUUGGCAUCAAGCCUGGUUGCUCUGCUGCCGCGAUCAAAGCAGCUUUCAGGGCUAAAGUGAAGCAAUUUCAUCCUGAUCUUAAUAAGGAUGGCAAGGUCUCUGAUUUAAUGAUUCGCCGCGUAAUUCAAGCGUAUGAGAUGUUAUCUAAUUUCAGCCGUCCAGAGAUCAUUGAAAGGGAAUGUUUGGAUCCAUUUGAAGAGCCAGAGUGUGAAGCAUUUGAUAUCUUUGUUAAUGAAGUUCUUUGUGUCGGCAAAGGGUGUCCAUAUUCAUGCGUGCAAAGAGCCCCUUAUGCCUUCACUUAUGCUUCUUCAACUGGAACUGCACGGGCGACAUCUCAAGGGCAUGGCGAAGACUACCAAGUUCAGCUUGCAGUUGGUCAAUGCCCCAGAAGCUGUAUUCAUUAUGUUACACCUUCACAGAGGAUUAUACUUGAGGAAUUACUUGACAGUAUCUUGGAGGUGCCUUAUGACUGUUCAGCUGAGGCAGACUUGCUUUAUUCACUUAUCGUUAAAGCUAGGUUCGAGAACAAUCGGUUCAGGAAGCCAAAGAAGCAACCAAAGACCUCAACCAAACAUGUAGAUUGGUUUUGACUUUGAAACUCUCAGUGAAGCAGUAUCAACAUCUAUACUUUCAGAUUUUGUGUGCUUCUUAGGACUCCAAAUGCAAUACUGAAUUUCAAAAAAGUUACCAAUUCUGCAAUCGGUUAAUAUGUGAGACUUUCUGAUAUCAAUAUAUUAUUGGAAAAAAAAAGCGAAGGAUCCAUGGGGGAUCUCUUCUUCAAACCCUGUGCCUCCAGUACCUGGCCCCAAUCCAUUUCUCAAACAACAGAAAUGCUUGCUAGACACAGGUUGUACAACCCUUCCACGCCCUGUUUGCUGCAGUUCAUUGCAUUGUACAUCUCCACUCCUUGAGCAAUGCAUCCCUCAAGUUCCCUGAUUAAUGUGUCCCCUACUUCCUUGAGUAGGGGAUUUGUAUGGCAUAUCUUCAGUUCAGGAAUGCUAAGUUUUAGGUAUCAGGCAGAGAAUAAAGUUUCAUAUUUUGUUCCUUUUGGGAUCCAGUGUCUUGUAUGAUAAUCACUCCUCCCUUUGACAUUUUUAAUUUGAACUGGCUAUAGUUUACUGUGGGCAUCUUAUAUAGACCACUGAACAACUGGAAGGAAAAGAGGAUUGAAUAAUAGUAGUGUGUUGAACU
This is a messenger RNA of Populus euphratica (Euphrates poplar), 3645 nucleotides long. RefSeq names its product pentatricopeptide repeat-containing protein At3g05340-like. The coding region runs from base 345 to 3044 and encodes 899 amino acids. Gene Ontology annotation, molecular function: protein binding; RNA binding. The record is from RefSeq and is a predicted model, not a curated record. Gene Ontology annotation, biological process: RNA modification. Gene Ontology annotation, cellular component: intracellular membrane-bounded organelle. The transcript is spliced from 9 exons. Lineage: Eukaryota; Viridiplantae; Streptophyta; Magnoliopsida; Malpighiales; Salicaceae.